CCGCCGUGGCAUCUCCACUUUGCAACUUCUCUGUCUUGAUAUAUCCACAUUUAUUCUGAUCUAGAAGCUUAGCAAAUAAGACGACAUGAGGUGCGCAAUCGGUGCCGUCUUCGGCUCUGCAUUGAUCUGUGCUGCCUUAGAAACAUCAUCGCAGCAUCCACUCAGUCAUGACGAUGGGUACACUUCCGAUAAUGCGCUGCCGUUCUCGACAGCAGACCUCGAGGAGUACAUCGAGGGCACGAUGAAGAAGUGGCACGCGCCUGGCAUGGCAGUCGCUGUUAUCAACGGCAAUGCGACUUGGGCCAAAGGCUUCGGCUAUGCCUCCCUCCCGUCGACUCCAGUGACACCGCAUACACUGUUUUGGACAGGCAGCACCACCAAGUCCUUUACAGCAGCUGCCCUCUCGCUGCUAGUUGACAACGCGUCGGACUACCAGUCGAUCAGCUGGAAGACGCCUGUGUCGCAACUACUGCGAGAGGACUUCGUGCUCUCAGAUGACUGGGCCACGGCGCAUAUCACCCUUGAAGACGCACUAAGCCAUCGCACAGGAUACGCAGCGCAUGACUUCUCCGUCGGCUCCACCGGCGACGGCGGCACGCGCAGUAUGAUCCGCAGCCUGCGCCAUCUUCCCAUAUCAAAGGAACCUCGGACCACAUUCCAGUAUACCAACAUAAUGUGGGGAACAGCGGGCUACCUUGUCUCGACGCUGUCGGGCUGCCGUCUGGGCGCUUUCUUUAGGCAGUACCUUUGGGGCCCCAUGGGAAUGAACGAGACGUUCCUUGGGAACUGGGACCCGAGUUUCAACUCGAGUGGCUUGAGGCUGGCUGAUGGGUACUGGUGGAUUAACAGUUCCCAGAAGUACCUCAAGCAGCCUGAAGGGACUACCAGCUAUUCAGUUCGAGCAGAUGAGGGCGGUGGGGCCGUGGUAUCAAACGUCAUGGACUACACAAAGUACCUUCGUGUGAUGAUGAACGAUGACGGGCCGCUUUCCAAAGCAGGCCAUCGGGAACUGAAGAGUCCGAGGUCGUUCCAUCAUAUGCAUCAGGACCUGUUUGUGGGACCAGUCACAUACGGGUUGGGCUGGAUGUCCGGUGUGUUCGAAGGACAUGAGGUCUUCUUUCACACCGGCACUGUUACCCCGUUUGUGACCUUCAUGAUGAUGGUACCGUCCAAAAGCUUUGGGAUAGUCGUUAUGGGUAAUGGGUACUCACACGCAAGAGAGCUGGUUACAUAUCGCAUACUCUACGACCUUUUUGGCGUCGAGGAGAGUCGAAGACAGGACUUUGAGUCUAAAUUCGAAGAAGCGGACGCACUCGAAGCACACAACAUCGCCACCUGCUCGGACCGCAUCUACCCUGACAUACCUAAGCCCCCCAUACCGGCAUCAGUUCCGCUAGCGAACCACACCGGCCAUUUUCGCCAUGUGGCUUACGGCGAUAUCUUUGUCAGCCUAGUUUGCAACGAUGAUGCCGCAGUGCCUUCGAGUCUGGCGCCUGACCAAGGCUCAGAGUCUGGACACUGCAAACUCCGGUUAUCCAGAAGUCCACAGGCCCAAGUGAAGCUGACCGGCAACCUGGAGCACCAGACGAGUGACUUUUGGCUUUUAUAUGCGGUCUUCGAAGAAGUACCUGAUCUGAUAUUCUUCUGUCUCCGAGCCCAAUUCCAUGUGGACUCACGCGGUGUUGUGUCGCAUAUAGCAGUCGAUGUCCGCUUGGAGGGAGAGGAUGGGCCACUGGUGGAGUUUGAGAGAUUCCAGUGAGGACCCAGGGGCAAAGCGCGACUAUCUUAUGAUGAAUAUCGACAAAUCUGGCUGCUGCAUUAGGACAGAGUUCAAAUGUUGCUCCCAAGGACCCGAAGAUUGACUCUGGUUCUUUAU
Molecule: messenger RNA, 1876 nt
Organism: Diaporthe batatas
Lineage: Eukaryota; Fungi; Ascomycota; Sordariomycetes; Diaporthales; Diaporthaceae
Exons: 3
Coding region: 86-1759 (557 amino acids)
Source: RefSeq, a predicted model, not a curated record